Molecule: messenger RNA, 4972 nt
Organism: Apodemus sylvaticus (European woodmouse)
Lineage: Eukaryota; Metazoa; Chordata; Mammalia; Rodentia; Muridae
Gene: Cobll1
Product: cordon-bleu WH2 repeat protein like 1
Exons: 15
Coding region: 251-3868 (1205 amino acids)
Molecular function (GO): actin monomer binding
Source: RefSeq, a predicted model, not a curated record
GCCGCCCCUUCGCCGCCGACUGGCUGCGGGCUGCGGCCGGGGCGGGGACGUGGAGCCGUCCGUCGCGGCGCCCUCGGGCAGGGACCGACCCGCAGGUGGAAGCGCCCCGGGGAGGCGGGGCCGCCCCGGGCUGCCGUGGGUCGAGGCGGGCUCUCGGCUGGCCCGCUCCCGCCCUGACCCGCCGGCCUCUCCCACCCCAGCAGUGACGCGCCGCCUCCGAGCCCGAGCCCGCGCCGCGGCCAGCAGCGCGAUGGACCGCAGCGUCCCGGAUCCCGUACCUCGCAGCGCGCCCCGCACCCCCGCCACGCAGGCCGCGGGCUCCGCAGGGAGGAAAACAAAGGCCAAGGCACCUCUUCCUCCCGCCGAGAUGAAGGGCACGGAUGCCUCUUCUGCUGAGGACCCUGUAGAAUCUCCUGCUGUCAUCACUGAGCAACAAGACAAUAUGAUAGAUAAAGACAUCGAACUCUCAGUGGUCCUGCCUGGAGAUAUUCUCAAGUCCACGACUGUUCAUGGCAGUAAGCCAAUGAUGGACUUGCUCGUGUUCCUCUGUGCACAGUAUCGCUUAAAUCCAUCAAGCCACACGAUUGAUUUGUUGUCUGCUGAAGAGAAUCUUAUCAAAUUUAAGCCAAACACACCAAUAGGAAUGCUGGAUGUAGAGAAGGUAAUUUUAAAACCAAAAUCUCUGGAUAAGAAAAAGCCUACACCUAUAAUCCCAGAGAAAACUGUGAGAGUAGUGAUCAACUUUAAGAAAACACAGAAGACCAUAGUGAGAGUUAGCCCCCACGCACCGCUUCAAGAUCUUGUUCCCAUCAUAUGCAGUAAAUGUGAGUUUGACCCGUUGCACACAGUGCUGUUGAAGGAUUACCAGGCUCAGGAGCCCCUGGACUUGACAAAAUCUCUUAAUGACUUGGGACUAAGAGAGUUAUAUGCCAUGGAUAUCAGCAGAGCCCCCUCUGUUACUGCCUUCAGUAAGUCAUCUUUCCAAGAGUCCUGCCAAAUAUCACACAACCCGGACAUUGUGAAGGAGAAAGAAAACAAAGGGAUUUUCAGCUUUUUCCAGCGCAGUAAGAAAAAGCGGGAGCAAACUGCCAGUGCUCCUGCAACCCCGCUAGUGAGCAAGCACCGUCCAUCUUUUACGAGGUCCAACACCAUUUCCAAACCCUACAUUUCCAACACGCUGCCCUCGGAUGCACCCAAGAAGAGGCGUGCCCCACUGCCACCCAUGCCCCCAUCCCAGGGUGCUGCUCAGGGCCAGGAGAGGCGGGCUUCUUGUGUGGAGAGAUGCACCAGUGUGGAUGAUACUGAUAAGAGUUCCUCUGAAGCAUUCAUGGUGAGGACAGGAUCACUGCAGCUCAGUAGCACAUCAGUAGGAACUUCAUCUCUGAAGAGAACAAAGCGAAAAGCACCUGCCCCACCUUCGAAAACCUCCCUGGCUCAGACGAAUGAAAGGAACUCUGCAGCUGCUCAUGGCUUACCUUUGGAAGAUGGAGUUGCUCCAGACAGUAUUUUGGAAGUGAGCUCUCCCGAGGGAAUGUCUAGCCCAGAGGGCUCCCUUGGCCCCGGCUUCCUAAGCCAGGAGCAGUGCGCUGUGCCCAAGCCGACGACAGAUGAAAUCUCUGAGGGCCCUGGAACUCCAGAGGCAGCUGUAGCAUCCUUGACCUCUGGUGUAAGCUCUGAUUACAGUCUUGAAGAGAUAGAUGAAAAGGAAGAAUUGGGCGAGGCAUCUAAAGAUCAGGCUGGAAGUAGUUCUGUGAAGUUGUCUGACAUUGCUUCAGCAUCUACUGAUAUAACUACAGUGGAGAAUUAUCCGGAUUCAGCCCUUGGCAUCAGUGAUGGAGAGACGUCUCCAAAUUCCAAGGGAAAAACUCAGGAAGGCAGAAACACAGAGGGGCAAGGGCCACAUCACCCUGUUGUAUGCCAUCUAGGCAAUGAGGACAAAGAAUCUGACAGUAUAAAAGACUUGAAGACAUUGGGCCCAAACCAAGAGAGUGUAGUUCAAAAUGAAAUCAUGGUCUGUGCCACAAGCACAGAUUAUGUGACAGACAGACCGAGGAAAAUGGAAACCACCAUAGAAGGUGAAGCACCGAAGAAAGCCAGCGACGUGGAAGCUGAUAGAUUGUCAGGCUCUCCUGCAUGUAGAGUGGAUAAUGUUAAAAGUUCGAGGGAAAAUCAUCUAACGGCAUCACCAGGACCAGAUCAAAAAUGGAAUCAACCAGGUGUAGAGAGGACAGAAAUGCAGGAUGCAGCAGUUCAGGCCUCCCCUGUGCACAGCACUUUUGAUGGGAAUCACGAAGCCCAUAAUUCAUCUGACCUCAGGGUUGAUGAGACUGUGCAGACUUCAGAGAGCAGCACAUCAACUCGGCACUCCUCUGCAAGUCUCCAAGAUUCUGUAAAUGCCUCAAGAGAAUUCAGGAGUCAGGGCACCUCAACAUAUGUACAAGAUAGACUCCCUGGGAAAGAACCGGCUUGUACACAUGGGAACGGUGACCCUCUGUCGCCUGUAGAUGGAAGUGAUAAGAAUCCAGCUGCUUCUUACCUAAGGAACUUUCCACUUUAUAGGCAAGACUACAACCCCAAGCCGAAACCUUCAAAUGAGAUUACGAGAGAGUAUAUACCUAAAAUUGGAAUGACUACUUAUAAAAUAGUGCCUCCUCCAAAGUCCCUGGAAAUGGUGAAAGACUGGGAAUCAGAAGCAGCUGGGAAGAAAGAUGACCAAAAGAUGCUUACUCUAGGGCAAAGGCACACGAUUGAGAAUAUGACAGAAACCACCUUGCAGAUAGAAGCCCCUGAUACUUCUAAAAGCUCACCGCAGCCCCAGCCUGACCUUAAACCAAAGCCCGGCUCAGGAAUGGAGCGUCAUUUGCAUAGGACUGUGAGCUCACCAGUUGGUACUGAGAUGAACCCUCCCAAACCUCCCAGACUGACAACGGACACGGGCACCAUUCCUUUUGCACCAAAUUUGGAAGAUAUAAACAAUAUUUUGGAGUCAAAAUUUAGAUCCCGAGCUUCAAAUCCCCAGGCCAAACCAAGUUCGUUCUUCUUGCAAAUGCAAAAGAGAGCAUCAGGCCACUAUGUGACAUCUGCCGCUGCUAAGAGCGUUCACACUGGCCCUGGGCCUAUCCCUAAAGAACCAACACUCAAGGAGGCACAACGAGACCCACAGCUUUCUCCAGAUCAGCGUCUUUCUCCUUUAAGUGAAAGGACUCACUCUGCUCCACUGCCCAGUAUUUCAAAAGCUGAUGAUGAUAUAGUUCAGAAGCCUGCUGAGAUCUCUCCUCCUCCUGUAGCUCCCAAACCUAUGACUCUUCCUGCUGAGGCCUCUCUUCCUCCUGUAGCUCCCAAACCUAUGACUCUUCCUGGUAGUCAGGGAGCAUCACUAAACCUGAAGACCUUGAAAACAUUCGGGGCCCCAAGACCAUACUCCAGUUCGGGCCCCUCACCCUUUGCCCUUGCUGUGGUGAAAAGGUCACAGUCGUUCAGUAAGGCAUGCCCAGAGUCACCCAGUGAGGGCUCCUCUGCCCAGUCUUCAGCUGCCACACAGGAUGAAAAGACACAGGCAGUAAAUAAGUCUAUGGUGGGCUCCCAACAUGACGAUGUCGAUAAGCAAAAUAAACCUGUAGAGAACGAGCACAGCUCUCAAAUGCUGACUCUGGCUGAUGGCCCGUCGUUCACCCUUAAGAGACAGAGUUCUCUGACAUUCCAGAGCUCUGACCCAGAGCACGUCCGACAGAGCUUGCUCACUGCAAUCCGGUCUGGAGAGGCAGCUGCCAAGUUGAAGAGAGUUACUGUCCCAUCGAAUACAAUAUCUGUGAAUGGGAGGCCGGGGCUCAGCCAGUCCAUGUCCAUUGACGCCCAGGACAGUCGCUAAUAUUACCCUGCUGUGACACACUUCACCGACCAGCUUUCUGCCUAUAAGAAAUAUUGACAAAUAUAUAUUCAGAUGUAUAUUAAUAUAUAAAUCUGUCCAAGAAUAAACAUUUGUAUUAUGGAUUUAAUGCCAAAAGAAAAAUGAGUAGAAUUCAUAAUUUAUAAUAAUUUUUAGCCUUUUUGUUAUAGCUAAAUACUGCUGCUUUAGAAAUGUUAAACAAGGUGUAAAUGACUUGGUUUCUUCCAAUGAUGAAUAAUCACUGCUUAUGUUUUUUUUUUCUUAUGGACAUGCUGUGCACCAUGAAACUAAGGUGUAAAUUGAGAUUUAUAGACAUAUUGUAUGACACAGAAAUAGGCAAGUACAGACUAACAUUUACUGCCUCAGUGUUAGGCUAUAAUUAGAAAGAUAAAUUACAGUAUGGCAUUUGUUGCUGAAAGAUGUGGAAGACUAGUAAAUCAAAUAAAUAAUGUUCAGUUAUUUUUAUUGAAGAAUCAUUACUAGACUUAUGUAUUCUUUAAAUACAACUGUAGGAAACAGUUAAGUAUUUUUAAAUAGAACACUUUAACCUUUUAGAAGUCAAAUUGCACAAGAAGACUUUAAGAUAUUUUCUGUAUAUAAUUAUGUUGUUACAGAGAUAUUACAUAUUUUCUAAUGCCAGAGACCUUAAAAUAUUCCUGUAAAAAUGUUGAUACAUUGUGACAGUUACUUCACUUUUGGUAUAAGGUAAAAUGAGGGUUAGUUUAUGUCCACAUUCAAAACUUUGAAGUGAGACAUUUGUAAAAUCCUGAUUUUAAUUAAAGAAAAAGUUAGUCAUUUAUGAAACUCAGAUGCUAGUCAUCUAAAUAAUAAUAUAUAUUUUCUUGAAAGCCAUAGUGGUUGAAACAGUACUUGAUAUGUUGACUUCCAGUGGUCCAGAGGUUUAGAACAUGUUAGUGUCCUGAACUUCCUUAAGAAUUUAAUUCCUCUUUUAUUAAAAAAAAACAAAAACAACCCACUCAAACAACCUGACACUGUUUAAACUCUUACUAAAGCUACUGGAGUAUCUGUGAUUUUGACACAUGUGAAUCUUUUUCCGUUUAAUAAAAGCAAGUUAUAUAUUUGAAA